ACUGAUUUGGACAUUAUACGGCCGUCGAGUACGGUUAACGAAUGGAUUUCGCCAAAACGGCUACUGUCACCGUCAAAGGAAUCCAGCUUUAUCUUUCCACAAGUGGAGACACCAAUAGUUGUACACACAUCUCCAGAUGGAGCAGGAAAUGUCCCAGGCAGUCCGUCCACUCCGCCAACACAUCUGAAAAGGGUCCUUGAGAAACACGACAAAUUCGCCAAAGACUGCAGUGAAGACACACUGAAGGAUAACACCUUUCAGUUGCCGUACAUUGCAAUCGGUUACUUCGACCAUGAUGGUGGAAGCCUGUCCUUGGGCAAGUACAAUGUCCACCUGUACAUCCCUCGUGGCGCACUUCCCAAAGGUCGACUACAGCAGGUGUACAUCUAUGUCAACCCUAAUGCGCCACCUGUUGACGGGAUCGAUCCGUCAGAUUGUGUCUUGUCACCGAUGAUCCAGUGCGGCCCAACAGGUCUGAAGUUUCUGGCGAGCGUUGUGCUGUCCUUCCCUCACUUUGCAAAGGAGGGAAGCGGAUGGGAGCUGCGUGCACAGUUGUGCAAUGACGAAGAAGGCUCGCUCAAAACCUGGAAUAAUCUUCAUGCAAACGACGACGGCGUGCUGGUGUCGACUAAAGACAAGACCGUCGUUCUCCUGAUGAAGCAUUUCACAGGGGCAGCUCUAGUUGGCCAACCGUCCGCAACGAGCACCAAGAUAAUGAUGGCUGGGGUAUUUGGGACCCCCUUUGAUCAGUCUAAGGAUCUUUACAGUUUCCGGUUUCACCUCUGGAACAAUGAACCAGUUGUCAAACAGAAAGUUGUGGAAUCGGAAAACGAAAUGGGCUCCAAGCAGCUGGACGCUUACAGAUCACUGAUUGUCCGCAGAUCGGGAGACGUGGACGCUGAAAUCGAGAACAUGAAGCCUGGCUGGGAAAUGGCCACUCCUACUUUACAGAAACAGACGAUAUCAGUCGAAAGAAUCUGGGAGUUACCAACGGACUCUGUGACCUUUGACCUCGAGCGCCACAAUUUGAACGAGGCUCCUCAUUGCGACGCUUUCAUUUCUCAGGAAGCUUCGACUGGAGGCAGGGUACGCUUCUCCAUUAAACCAGAAAAGAGGGAGUCGAGACCAGAGACAGACAAGCCGCGUCCGUGCUACAAAUGCCGACACGAUGCAGCCCGCGAAAUCUGCCCUUCCUGUGAGGAGGCCAUGGAAUGUGUUCCAGUUCUCAAGAAUCGAGACUUGUCGGACGGUGAUUAUGGAGGCUUGUCAGAGGAGAUGGUAUGCGCCGUGUAUGGAGAACCAGACUUGGCCAGAUUGCUGGUGGGAGCGGGGCAAGCAGAUGUCGGCCAAAGCUCGAUGGAAUCACAGGAUUCAUUAACGGUCUUCUUUGGACGUCAGAGGGCGCGUGGCGUCCAAGACAGGACGGCUGUGAAGCGUCUGCUGGAAUCGCUUGAUGAGCACAUUGUGAAGAGAGUUAGGAAGGAACUACGGGUGGCAGCCCCCGAAAACUCGCCAAAAGAUGGUUCCACGUCGACGGGAAACCCUGAAGAUAGUUCUCGGCUUGCCUUGGAAAUUGCCGUCGAGCAACGCUUCCGUUGGCUUGCCACGAGGUUGGGAUCAGAAUGGGAGGCACUUGCCACUUGGUUGGGAUUGACUAACGCGGACCUGUCCAAGAUUAAAGACGAAUACAGAUAUGAAGUCAGUAAUCAGAUGUUUGCUAUGCUUGUGGAGUGGAAGCGGCAGUCUGGAAGAUGGGAUGAAAGCAUCUUAGCCGGGGCCUUGGAGAAGGCUGGACGACUUGACCUGGCACAGCAGUUCCAAGAAAUACGUACGACAUCAGGGUGUGAAGUAAUUGAGAACAUUAAGUAGUCAAAAGGGAGCAUUUUUUGAGUGAGUACUUUUUUCAAGGUAAGCACAAUAAAAGAACAGUCUUCCCAAAUCUACCGAUGUAUGAUUCGCGCGGCUUUGUUCCAAUUUGCUUCGAGUGAGGUAAUCUAGUUACACUGUUAAUCUACUAUGCGUGUAAUAACAAUCAUGGCGUUUGUAAGUUAUAUGAUAAUUCCUUUUCAAGAUUGAAUUUGAAUGAUAUGCCGCCACUUUUGAAGCCACGUGGGAUCAUUUGCAAUUACCCGGAAGGGCCAGAAAUAUAAUCCAAUUGAUUUAGUGACGAAACAUUGUUCAAAAUACAACUACUACUAAUGCUACAGGGGACUUAUAUAGCGCACGCAUCUACCAACAACUGCUCAAGGCGCUGGAAAUAGUCGACAGCGAGGGAAUGAUAUUGUCUAUUUUAAAUGGAGAAACUAAGUUCAGUUUUAAGGGCCCAUACAAUGUAUUUUUUUUAAGUUGGCAGAAUUUUCGAUCUUUU
Molecule: messenger RNA, 2368 nt
Organism: Patiria miniata (bat star)
Lineage: Eukaryota; Metazoa; Echinodermata; Asteroidea; Valvatida; Asterinidae
Exons: 14
Coding region: 451-1869 (472 amino acids)
Biological process (GO): netrin-activated signaling pathway
Cellular component (GO): membrane
Molecular function (GO): netrin receptor activity; protein binding
Source: RefSeq, a predicted model, not a curated record